AUGUUCAACACCAGCGGAAUGGAGUGGUUGCUGCCAUUCGUUUCCUGCCUUCUAGUGACCUUCACGAUAUUACCGAUUCAACAGUCUAAUGCCCAAUUAACACUUGACCAAAUGCGUAUAGUGUCGACGCGAACGAAUGAAUCGCAUUUCGAAAGUAUGCUAAAAAGCAUCCUCAAGCCCCGUAUUGUUGGCACCGCCACGCAUAGUGAAGUUAAGCGAAGCAUCAUCGACGAACUUAAAACCCUUGGCUUCACCGUGGAACUGGAUGAGUUUAACCAGAAGGCACCACAUUUUGGAAUGCUAAAAUUUACCAACAUCGUUGGCAAACUGAACCCCGCGGCAGAUAAGUUUCUUGCUCUGGCCUGUCAUUACGAUAGCAAAUACUUUCGCGAGCAUGCCUUCGUCGGUGCCGUAGAUUCGGCCGUCCCCUGUGCAAUGAUGCUGAAUUUGGCGAAAACGACUGAUUCGGCGCUGAAGCUUUUGCGCAACAACACGGACCUGAGUCUGAUGCUGCUGUUCUUCGAUGGUGAGGAAGCGUUCCGGAAGUGGUCCGCAACGGACUCUCUGUACGGUUCGAAACAUUUGGCAACCAAAUGGACUACGGCUCCGUACGUUUCGAAAGCAUUGGGCAAAUCGAUGCGCGAAAUUGAUCGUGUCCAGCUGCUCGUGUUGUUGGAUUUGAUUGGAAGUGAAGAACCCAAGUUUUACAACUUUUUCCCCAACACUCGUAAUUACCACCGGCGAUUGAGCAAAAUCGAGAAUAGUCUGCGGCAGAACAAGCUUUUGGUGAAAGAUCCCAAGGGUGGUACUAUGUUCCUCGAUCAAACGCUAUACAACCGGAUCGAAGAUGAUCAUCUACCUUUUCUCAAGAGAAAUAUCCCAGUGCUGCAUUUAAUUCCAGUUCCAUUUCCAAAAUACUGGCACAAACCGGAAGACAACGAGGCAAAUCUUAGUCGUCCAACGAUCAAGAACAUUAAUGCUGUCUUACGGAUAUUUAUGCUCGAGCAUUUAACGUUUUGCAACAGUAAAUAUGGACGAUCGGUGCAAACUUGCUUACAGUAA
Anopheles marshallii is the source of this 1062-nucleotide messenger RNA. RefSeq names its product glutaminyl-peptide cyclotransferase-like. The record is from RefSeq and is a predicted model, not a curated record. NCBI's taxonomy places the organism in Eukaryota, Metazoa, Arthropoda, Insecta, Diptera, Culicidae. Bases 1 to 1062 code for a protein of 353 amino acids. The transcript is spliced from 3 exons. Gene Ontology annotation, molecular function: zinc ion binding; glutaminyl-peptide cyclotransferase activity.